AUGGAUGAGUUGGCAGUAAACGCUAUGUCGACAGAUAACGAUCUGGAAGUUUUUCAACUUCACAUUGAAAAUGAGGAAUUAAUUAAAGACGUUGAAAAUUCAGAAGCUGUUGCUUGUGGAUAUUGUAUUGUAUCAAAGGUGACCUCUCCAUUAUUAAUUACUGUCUUAGUUGUUACAAUACUGGGUGCAUCAUGCGCAAUCGGCUACUUUGUAUCAUAUCCACGAAUUCGUAUAUGUACAUGUAAUGAAAUAACGCAAAUUUAUAAUGGAUCAUAUUGUGUCACGCAAAAUUCAUUCAAAGGUUCUUGUACAGAAGCAUGCAACUGUUUAAAUACGUCGAAUUUAUAUUGCGCUUCGAAUCAAUGUGAAUGUGAAACAAUUAAUUAUUGGAAUCGAACUACUUGUGUAUCAAAAGAGCUCGGCUGGCAAACAUGUAAUAAUAUAACAUGGGGUGGUGAUUGUAGGCCAAAUUGGUUUUAUGAUGGUUUAGAAUGUAUUCAGCGAAAAAGUAUUAAUGGAACGUGUCUUGAUACUUAUGCAUAUGAUUGCAACACACUACUUGUCUGUUUUUCCGGUCUUUGCUUAUGUCCAACACCAACAACAUGGUCUGGUUCCAAUUGUAUUUGUUCAACUGGUCAGACUUGGACUCGUAAUACUUAUGUUGCCAUUGGAUAA
Molecule: messenger RNA, 675 nt
Organism: Rotaria socialis
Lineage: Eukaryota; Metazoa; Rotifera; Eurotatoria; Philodinida; Philodinidae
Source: the annotation of a GenBank genome assembly